AUGGAUGAGGGAGAAGGAAGCAAAUUGGGAGCUUCCAGCGGGGAUGAGAUUGACACCUCUCGACUCUUACGAGGAAUAGCUCAUCAGAUUAGGGAAGUGAUGAGACGAGAUUUUGGGGGAUCAAGCUACCCACCAGUGCACCAUGGUUGCAUGAUUGAUCAAUUUACCUAUCUGAAACCCUCAUCCUUUGAGGGUAGCACUGACUCGAUUAAGGCUGAAAUGUGGAUGCAAGAAAUGGAAAAGUUACUGGUAGUGUUGAACUGCACCGAGGAGCAAAAGGUUCUUUUCACCACCUUCAAACUGGCUAGAGAAUUUGAACAGUGUUGGCAUGCAAUGAAGGUCUUGGAGGAACAACGAACAUAUGCUGCUAAAUUUCUAGAACUAUCUCGAUUUGUACCUUCUAUGGUUCUAGAUGAAUACCAAAAAGUGAGGUGGUUUGAAAGGGACCUAAAUCAAAGGAUUCAUGAGCAUAUGGCGUGUUUGCAGAUUCAGAACUUCACGAAAUUGGUGGAGAAAGCUACUGUUGCAGAGUCGGUUCUGCAGAGAGAACUAUCUCGCUUUGCACCUUCUAUGGUUCCAAAUGACUACCAAAAGAUUCAGGAUUUUGCGGAAUUGGUGGAGAAAGCUACUGUUGCUGAGUUGAGUCUGAAGAGAGGUACAGAGGCAUCAGAACGAAGGAAAAGGCCUCCUUCUCCUCGUUCCCAAGCAAGUGUUAAACAAAUAUCAUGGAGGGGAGAUAAAGAUGUUGCAGGGCAAGGGUCAGAGAGGAAUGAUCGGGGACGACAAGGUGAUUCACCAUGUGCAAAGGCAUGGAUGAAGGAGGAGGAAACAAAUUGUGAGCUUCCAGCGGGGAUAAGAUUGACACCUCUCGACUGUUACGAGGAAUAG
This is a messenger RNA of Malania oleifera, 888 nucleotides long. RefSeq lists its product as uncharacterized. The transcript has 5 exons. The record is from RefSeq and is a predicted model, not a curated record. NCBI's taxonomy places the organism in Eukaryota, Viridiplantae, Streptophyta, Magnoliopsida, Santalales, Ximeniaceae. The coding region runs from base 1 to 888 and encodes 295 amino acids.